Raphanus sativus (radish) is the source of this 4491-nucleotide messenger RNA. RefSeq names its product disease resistance-like protein DSC2. Lineage: Eukaryota; Viridiplantae; Streptophyta; Magnoliopsida; Brassicales; Brassicaceae. Bases 85 to 3591 code for a protein of 1168 amino acids. The transcript is spliced from 4 exons. The record is from RefSeq and is a predicted model, not a curated record. Gene Ontology annotation, biological process: signal transduction; defense response. Gene Ontology annotation, molecular function: ATP hydrolysis activity; ADP binding.
CAACACACAUAAAAUACAAAGGCUUUUUUUUUCUUAUCUCUUAUUCAGGUUAGCAUUGUGAUCAUUUUCUUCCUUCUGUCAUUCAUGGCUUCUUCUUCAUCUAUGUCUCGCAGUUGGUUGUAUGACGUCUUCGUUAGCUUCCGUGGAGAAGACGUGCGCGAAGGCUUUCUUAGUCACCUUGUGAAAGAGCUGAAAAGCAAGGGGAUCACACCGUUCAUUGAUAACGAGAUGGAGCGAGGCGAAUUAAUCGAUGCCGAGCUUGUAGGAGCAAUCAGACAAUCAAGGGUGGCCAUUGUCUUGCUCUCCCCUGACUACGCUUCUUCAAGCUGGUGUCUGGAUGAGUUGGUGGAAAUCAUUAAGUGCAUGAAAGAGAAUCAACAAAAAGUGAUACCCAUUUUCUACAAAGUGGAUCCAUCUCAUGUUAGUGAUCUGACUGGGGAUUUCGGAAAAGCCUUUGAAACCUGUGUGGAGAAAACAAAAGGGGUGACCCAGACAUGGAGGGAAGCUUUGAAGUGUGUCCCGGGUCUAGCUGGUUAUGCCUCUAGCAACUGGAAAGACGAAGCUGAAUUGAUCAAAAACAUUUCUGUAGAUCUUAUGGAUUUGUUGGGUUUCACACCAUCAAAAGAUUUUGAUGACCUUGUUGGCAUGAAAACUCGUAUGGCUGAGAUAAACUCGUUGUUGGACCUAAGAGCAGGUGAUGACGUUAAGAUUAUAGGAAUUGUUGGCCCUGCUGGGAUUGGUAAGACGAGCACCGCACGUGCUUUGUUCAACCGAUUCUCUCCUGAUUUUCAGUUCAGCACGUUUAUUGAAGAUAUCAGAGGAUGUAAAGAGAUGCCUUCUCUCGGUGGCUCCCAUUAUCAAUAUCAGUUGGAUUUUCAGAAACAGUUACUGUCUCGGAUUUUUAAGCAAAACGAUAUUGAGGUUGGUCACUUGGGAGUGGCUGAACAAAAGCUGAGAGACAAGAAAGUGUUGAUUGUUCUUGAUGAAGUGGACUGCUUGUUGAAACUAGAGGCAAUGGCAAACAGGCCUGAUUGGUUUGGUCCCGGAAGUAUGCUUAUCAUUACAACCGAAGAUAGAAACCUUCUCAAGCAACAAAACAUUAAAUGUAUUUACGAUAUGAAACUUCCAGGUGAAGUUGAGGCAUUUCAGAUCUUCUGCCUAUAUGCCUUUGGUCAAAAGUCUCCAUUUGAGGGUUUCGAAGGGCUUGCUAGGGGCGUUACUUCGCUUGCUGGUCGUCUUCCAUUAGGCCUGAGAGUCUUGGGAUCGUCUCUACGAGGAAAGAACAUGGAUGAGUGGAUAAAAGCAAUACCAAGGCUCAAGUCUAGCCUUGACAAAGGAAUUGAAUCAAUUCUAAUGUUUGGCUACAACGGCUUGCCUCAUGAUAAAGAUAGAACUCUUUUUCUAUAUAUUGCAUGUUUCUUUGUUGGUUUCAAGGUUGAUCGCCUUAAACGUUGUCUUGCAAAUUGUAAUUUGGAAAUCGACCAUGGGCUUCAAGUCCUAGAGCAGAAGAGUCUCAUAUCCACCUCACAAUAUGGUGGAUACAUAGAGAUGCAUAGUUUACUGCAACAAAUGGGUAGAGAGAUUGUCAAGAAAAAGUCUUUGGAAGAGCCUGGAAAGCGACAGUUCUUGUGGGAUGCCACGGAAAUUACUGAUGUACUUGAAGAACAUACUGGAACUGGAACUGUUCUUGGCAUAUUGUUGGAUACUUUAAACGGAGAGGAAAUCCAGAUAAGUAAAAGUGCUUUCGAUGGGAUGAAUAAUCUCCAGUUUCUACUAGUCGACUACACAAAAAACUUAUGCAUACCCGAAGGCCUCAACUGUCUUCCCAAUAAACUCAGAUUGCUACAUUGGAACUUCUGUCAAUUGAGAUUUUGGCCUUCCAAGUUCUCUGGAAAGUUUCUUGUCGAAUUAUUUAUGCCAAAUAGCAAAUUUGAGAAGCUUUGGGAGGGAAUCAAACCUCUCCAAUGCCUUAAGCUGAUGGAUUUGACUGAAUCUCUGAAUUUGAAAGAGAUUCCGGAUCUCAAAAAAGCAACGAGUCUCGAGAAACUAUAUCUCUCUGGCUGCAAAAGUUUAUUAGAGCUCACAAGCUCUAUUGGCAAUGCCACUAAGCUUAGAGUCUGCAAACUUCACGGUUGCUUGCUCUUGAAGGAGAUCCCCUCUUCUAUCAGUAGUUUAAUAAAUCUCGAAGAAUUACACGUUACUAGUUGCUCGGGUUUGAAAAAAUUUCGUGGUUGCUCAAGUUUGGAAAAACUCGGUGGUUGUUUGAGUUUGAAAGAACUCAAUCUGAGCUUUACUGCUAUUGAGGGGAUGCCACCAAUAAGCACCUGGUCUUGUCUCUUUAAAUUGGAUAUGUCUGGGUGUAAAAACCUCAAGGAAUUCCCAAAUGUUCCUGAUAGCAUUGAAGAGUUGGUGCUGUGCGGUACAGGGAUAGAGGAGGUUCCUCCAUCGAUUAAGAAUCUAUUUCGUAUGCGUAAACUAAUUAUGUAUGGAUGCAAGAAGCUGAAAAAUAUAUCUCCAAACCUUUCUAAGAUGGAAAAUCUCGAGUUUCUCGGUCUGCGUUACUACGGUUUUACUGACUAUGAUGGGCCAAAUAUAUGUAAUGAUGCUGACUUAUUUGAAGCAAUAAUCGAGUGGGGGGAUGACUUGAAGUGCAGUUGGAGAUUACAAUCAGACUUCAGCGCUCACUACAUUUUGCCGAGAUGUCUACCCGAGAAGGCUAUUUCAUCUCCAAUAUCAUUACGUUUACUCGGUAAAGGUUUCAAGACUAUUCCAGAUUGCAUCGAAAGUCUCUCAGGACUAAGUAAGCUUCACAUCAGAGAAUGCAGAGAGCUUGUAGCACUUCCACCGCUUCCAGGUUCCCUUUUAUCUAUAGAUGCAGAAUGUUGUAGAUACUUGAAGAGAAUAGACUCCUCUUCUUUUCAAAAUCCAAGUAUUUGCCUAAAUUUUGCUAAUUGCUUCGACCUGAAUCAAAAAGCAAGAAAGCUCAUCCAGACAUCAGAUUGCAAAUAUGCAAUCUUACCGGGAGAAGAAGUGCCUGCAUACUUCACUCACCGAGCUACUUCAGGUUUCCUAACGAUCAAUUUGACUCCAACACCUCUUCCUUCAUCCUUCAGAUUCAAAGCUUGUAUCUUGCUGUCAAAACACGUUAUUAAUCUUGAGGAUGAGUAUUCAUUGAUGGGUGUGUCUGGUCACGUCAGGGGUGAACAUAAUGGUCUCACUGUACCAUAUAGAUCCGACCAGCUCCAUCAUAUGCCAGAUCUAGGUGUAUAUCAAAACCAUCUUUAUAUAUUUGAAGAUUCCUUCUCUCUAAAUCAUGAUUUCCCUGAAGCCGAAGAAACCACUUCCAUGGAGCUUUUUUUUAGGUUCAUAGUCCAUCAUAAAACCUGGAAGGUGGAAGGCUGCGGUGUACGACUCUUGGAGGUCUCUCAUUGUAUUAUUGAAGGAAAUGAUGAUGAUGAUGAUGAUGAUGAUGAUGAUGAUGAUGAUGAUGUUGAUGAUAAUGAUGGUGACAAAGAUGAAAGUGCUGAUGAUGCUGAAGGUUUAAUAAGGCUGAUGAAUUGUUUGAUGAAUUGUUUUCAUUCAUCAAAAUAAGAAAUAGUCUUUUCAGUUAAGAGAGAAGCAGCUCAAGUAUAAAUUAGACGAUGUCUGGAAGAGCAAUCGUACAAGGAUUCUCAAUAUCUGGAUACCUUACGUGUAAUUCGACCUCGCAUCACAAAAUGUUCCUUAUUAUGCCCAGAGUUUGGCGAUGUGAGAAUGAUAUGGAUCCUACUAAGAAUGGCAAGAGCACUAUAUGACCAAAUCUCUGGAGACUUCUAGUUUGUUGUCUCUACAAAGACGGCUCUUGUCUGAAAUAUUCAACCAGAAGGAUAUCGAGAUUCAUCAUCUAGGUGCGGUGCAAGAGAUGCUCAAGGACCACAAAUUUCUUGUCAUUCUUGUUGGGGUUGAUCAGUUAGAGCAACUAAAUGCAAUGGCCAAAGAAACUCAGUGGGUUCAGCUAGGGAAGUACGAUUAUCAGUCACUUAAGAAUCUCAAGCGGAUGGAUUUGAGUGACGCCAGGAGCAAGAAAGAGUCAUUGCUUCUCUCGUCCUGCACGAGUCUGUUAGAAAUUCCUUCCUGUGAGAUAUGAUGGCUAUGCGAUUAGUCAUGUAAACAAAGUCUUGAGCAACAGCACGUGAAGUAUCAACAACUAGGAUAGGCGUGUGACCCUACCUUCACUCAAACACUAUCCUCAAACCAUAUCAUAUAUAGAGAUUCUCUAUCUCUACAAAAUUCAAAUUGUGUGUUGUCCUUUUCCUCAAUUGCCCACCACAAGCUGUCUUUAGAUGUGGCUGUUUUAGGAUCUCAUAGCCAUAAGACCCAUAACAAAGAUUUCCUUAGGCUCUAUCAAAGAUAGUUCAUUUGUUCUUUUUUGUUUUUGUUAAUAUCAUUAUUAAUAAUGAAAACCACCGGCAUCUAAACACUUGUUGGUUCAGUUCAGUUAUAUUGAUUGUA